AUGUGGCAUGGUUCACGUGCUCUCCUUGUAGGCGGGGCCCAUCGCACAUUGGCGUCGUCUUUCUCCACGCAGGCGGCAGUUGGCGCAACGGCCAUGCUUUUCCAGGCACGGUUUGCCAGUGCUAGCACCAACCCAUACGCAGUACUUGGCAUCAAGCAAGGCGCAACGAAGGAAGAAAUCAAAAAGGCUUACCGCGUGCUUGCCCGCAAACACCACCCGGACGCACCGGGCGGCUCACAUGAGAAGUUUCAGGAGAUUCAGGCGGCCUACGAUCAAGUAAAGAGCGGUAUUUGGAUUAGGCGAGAUGCCGAUGGAGGCUCCACGGAUGCCCGUGGAGGUUCUGAUGGUGGCAAUCGUUACAGCAAUUUCCGUUUUACAACACGUCAGCACAAGAGCAAAGUUAGUUACGACGAGUUUUACGAGGAGAUGCACACAGGGAAGGUUAAGAAAAGACCCUUUGAGGAUGAUGACGAUGCAGAAGAGGCGGCAUCGAAGGAUCCCCGUCGUAACCCAUUUGCAGGGAAUGAAGCUUUGGUCCAGGCGUGGUUUCGCGUCAUUAUUCUUUGGUCCGUCGUGUUUGUCUCACUGCGUACGACGCUCUUUUUGACAUUCCCACCCAAGUACGAGAGCGUGCGGAGGGCGCCCAUGCCGGAACGUCCGAGGAAGCCGCCACCGCCCAAACCGCUCAUGAAUAAUUCAUUGGUGGCGUGA
Trypanosoma cruzi is the source of this 711-nucleotide messenger RNA. RefSeq lists its product as uncharacterized. Bases 1 to 711 code for a protein of 236 amino acids. Gene Ontology annotation, molecular function: protein-folding chaperone binding; misfolded protein binding. The record is from RefSeq and is a predicted model, not a curated record. Lineage: Eukaryota; Euglenozoa; Kinetoplastea; Trypanosomatida; Trypanosomatidae. Gene Ontology annotation, cellular component: endoplasmic reticulum. The transcript has a single exon.